This is a messenger RNA of Cooperia oncophora, 438 nucleotides long. Lineage: Eukaryota; Metazoa; Nematoda; Chromadorea; Rhabditida; Trichostrongylidae. The record is from the annotation of a GenBank genome assembly.
AUGCGAACCGAUUCACCUCUCGGGAGGAGUGCGAAAACGUCUGUGUUCGUCAACCUGAACCACACUCGGAUGCUGGCUCGUCUGGAGCUACCUCCAUUUGUGAUGAGGCUAAGGAAACUGGUCCAUGUACUAAUUUCGCUACCAAGUGGUACUACAACAAGGCCGAUGGCACCUGCAAUCGAUUCCAUUAUGGUGGUUGUGAGGGAACAAGAAAUCGGUUCGAUAACGAGCAAAGUUGCAAGGCAGCUUGUGCAAACCAUCAAGAUGCCUGCACUCUCCCCAAAGUGCAAGGACCAUGCUCAGGAAAGCACGAAUACUAUUACUUCAACACUGGGUCACAAUCCUGUGAGAAGUUCACUUACGGUGGCUGUCUGGGCAACACAAAUCGCUUCACGACGUUGGAGGAAUGCCAAUCGCGUUGUCAGCGUAAGUAAUUAG